This is a messenger RNA of Clarias gariepinus (North African catfish), 5768 nucleotides long. RefSeq names its product TSC complex subunit 1a (gene tsc1a). The transcript is spliced from 22 exons. Lineage: Eukaryota; Metazoa; Chordata; Actinopteri; Siluriformes; Clariidae. Gene Ontology annotation, biological process: negative regulation of TOR signaling; negative regulation of cell population proliferation; regulation of cell cycle. The record is from RefSeq and is a predicted model, not a curated record. Gene Ontology annotation, cellular component: TSC1-TSC2 complex. The coding region runs from base 360 to 3728 and encodes 1122 amino acids.
CUUAAACAGCUUGUAAACUGCAGCUCGUGCACGCUGCGGCCGUGUAAAGCUGCGAAACUCCGUUGUGCGUGGCCUUUGGGUGCAUAUAAAUCGCUGCACUUGCGCUCGGACUGUCACGAAAUCGCCGAUCGGGACUACUUUCUUUUAAAUAUAGACCUAUUUUUUUUUUGGGCUUUUCUUUUUUUGCUGCGCGCGCGGACGGAGCGGCGCGCGCUGGGGGUCGUGAGGCGUCCAAGAUGGCGGCGACGUGUAAGGUCCAGGCUGACUAAAAGGCCCUCCAUGCUGACCUAGGAUCCACUGUGAUUCUCACACACACACACACACAAAGCCUGUAGUCCUGCCAUCUGUCUUGCACAAACAUGGCCAAGGACCAGCCCAAUGUCUUCGACCUCCUCCCGCUUCUGGAGUCCACGGAUCUGCACCAGCUGGAGCAGGUCAGGAGCGUCCUACAGGAGAGCCUCAGCGCAGAUAAAGGCUCAGUGCUUCUUAAUGGCCUUGUGGAUUAUUAUCUGGACACCAGCUCUCCUCAGGCUGUGGACCUCCUGUCCUCCAUCAGGGAGCCUCACGACAAGCACCUUUUAGACAAGAUGAAUGAGUGCAUGGCCAAGCCGAGCAGCAGGCUCCUGACCCUCACCCUGCUCGGUCAUGUUGUUCGCAAGCAGCCGCCGUGGAUCCACAAGAUCACUCGCUUCCCUCUGCUCACUUCACUACUCAAAUGCCUGAAGACUGAGUCAGAUGUUGUGGUUCUUAUAACCGGAGUGUUGGUGUUAGUCAUCCUGCUGCCCAUGAUACAACAGACCAGCAAACAGCUCCUGUUUGAAUUUUUUGACAUCUUCGGACGACUUGCAGCUUGGAAUCAAAGAAACCCAGGCCAUGCUCAGGGAGCGUAUGCAGUUCACCUGCAUGCCAGCGUGUACUCGUUCUUUCAUCGCCUCUACGGCAUGUACCCCUGCAACUUCGUGUCCUACCUGCGCGCCCACUACAGCAUGAAGGAGAACGUUGACACUUUUGAAGAAGUAGUUAAACCGAUGCUUGAACACGUUCGGAUACAUCCAGAGCUUGUUACAGGAACCAAAGACUACGAACUGGAUCCGAUAAGGUGGAAAAGGUUUGAGACCCAUGACAUUGUGAUUGAAUGUGCCAAAGUGUCCCUGGACCCUAAGGAAGCCUCUUGUGAGGAGGGCUACUCGUCCCUGCCUGACCAUGUGCCACAGCGCCUCAUCGACAGCAGCAGGUCCUGCUCAGAUCUCAGCACCCACGGAAGUUCACCUUUCAGUUCAAUGGCCACAGUGCGGCAGUCCCUUUCCCUUUCUCUACCCCAUCUGACAGUCAGUCAGCACCCAGGCCUCAGCCCAAAGACCCCCAGGCUACCGGGUUCUGAGGUGAUGUCCUCAGGAAUGAAGGAGGCCAUGUGGAGCCCUUCGUCUGUGUGUGGGAUGAGCACCCCUCCCAACUCCAGAGGAAUGUCCCCCACCACCGUCUCUGAUGUCUCACACAGUGCCUCCAGCGUCUCAGCGCGGGUCCCGAGCACACCAGGUCAGGAAGUGGAUGGGAAAUGGACUCCGUCCGCCUCCACGCCCUCAGGGUCAUCCCCUCUCCCGUUGCUCUUGGGAGAACUCGAGCAAACUGCCCAAGCCACCAGCGUUACUCUUUCGCUUUCUAAGACAAAUCUGGAGACUAAAAAUGGAAACCCAGCAGCUAUCAAUGGCAAAGGCACAGGUGACGAUCUUAGUCCUUUUUCAUUGAAUGAGCUCUCCGAUUUUGUGAAGAGGACGGAAAGAGAGAAAGAGGAAGAUUCCAUCACUGCAGAAUUGCUGACACUAACCCAGGGCAAAUCCCACUCGCUCUCAAAUCCAGCUCUGGACUCGUCCCUCUCCUGCACCACUGAACCCCCCUUCCCCUUAAACCCCAGCAUUAAUCCCCUGCCUAUUAAUCUGGCAUCCACCCCAGACAGGAUGGUAAACACCACAAAAGGAGGGGAUCAGCAGCCUUCCAUGAGCAUGUGGCCCUGUUUCACUCCCAUCGACAACUCCUUGAGCCCAUCCGCAGCAGAAGACACCUCUUUUGAGCUGUUUAAGGGCUCGUUUCCCUACGAGCAUCUCUUCGACCUGGCCUUGCCCAAGCUGGCCUCUCUGUUUGUGGAGAGGAAGACCAGUGAGUCUCAGCAGAAGUCUGCCAGAGAGGAGGUGGAGGUGGGGGAUCUGUCUGCCACGUCCCCUCUGGAAGUGCUGGAUCGUCUCAUUCAGCAAGGUCACGACCUUCAUGAAAAAGUGUUGAAUAGUUCUCUUUCAUCGUCAAACCUCUCGGCUGAGCCACACAGUGGAGGUAAACAUCAUAGCACUAAAGGAAAAGGCUCUGGAGCCCCUGAUGAGCUGGCACUGUUGCGCAGUCAGCUGCUGCUCCUGCACAACCAUCUGCUAUACGAGCGGCACAAAAGAGAGCAGCACGCGCUGCGCAACCGCCGCCUACUCCGCCGUGUCAUCAACGCCACUGCACUGGAGGAGCAGAACAACUCCAUGAAGGCCCAGCUGCGGCUGCAGGAGGUGGAGAUUCAGACUCUGCGUGCGAGUCUGCAGGAAGAGCAGGAGCGCUCCAAGCGCCUGCAGCAGGAAGGACAGGCGCAGGUGCAGCAACUCCACAGGCAGCUCCAGGCCAUCCAGCACGAGAGGAAUGAAUACUGCACUAAGACUCAGGAGCUGCAGAGCGACUUGCAGGAAAGUAAGAAGAGGAUGGGUAAGAUAGAGGCGGAGCUACAGAGAGCCAAUAACAAAGUGUGCAAUACAGGACACCUGCUCAGCCAGCUGUCAAUCAAGCUCAACAACAGUGAAAGCCUGGAGCAACAGAUGGCCUUUUUGAACAAACAGCUGUUACUGCUGGGCGAAGCCAAUAAGCUGUGUGUGCAGGAAGUCCAGCGGCUCGGACCAGAUUCACAUAAAGAGCAGAAGAUGCUGCAGAUGUGUUCCACCCGCGAGACUGAGCGAUUAAGGCAGAGCUCCAUUCAGCAGAGUCAGAGGCUGGAGGCGGCCCAGCAGCGCAUCACUGACCUGGAGACACAGCUCACCAAGAAAGAGCACCUCGUCCUGGAGCAGAAGAAACUCCUGGAAAAUGUCAAAAAUCAGGCCAAAGGGCAGCUGCAAGCCUCCGAGAGCAGGUAUCUUGCCCAAAAGCGUGUGACUCAGGUGCUACAAUCAGAAAUGCUUGAGCUGUACAGUCAGCUUGAGCUCGCCAGGCUCUCAAACAACAAACCAGCAGAUGGAGCAGCGGAACCAGGCAGCCCUCAGAACCAGAAGCCAAACGGCAGCAGCAGCACCUCCACUUCAGCUCCAACCUCCGAGUCAGGGAAAAGAGAGGAAACGUCUCACGUAUGCGUGAACGGCGAGCUCUCGCCGCUGUCUCCUGGACCCCCACCAGCCACCGCACUGAUUAACGGCAGUCAAGAAGAAGACCUUUCCAUCCUGUCCUGCAACUCCCCUUCAGCCAAGAGCUUCCUGGGGUUGCACAAUCAAGAGCUGCUGAAGAAGAAAAAGAGUUCGUCUGAGGAGGAGCAUGCCCUCCGGCUUCCCAACCAGACCUCAGAACCUGCCGAGCAGCUUGCGGGCUCCCGGAGGCCGGAAGUGGAAGAACCCGAGCUCCCUCCCCCUGUGGAUCGGCACAGGGCUCGCGCUUACAACAUCCAGAGGCGCAGGCAGCAGGAGCUGCACAUCAUGGAUUACAACGAGAUGCACUAGGAGAAGGAGCUGGGAAGGUUGAGUUAGCAGGAUUGCCAUUGUAGAUUUGCUUGCAACACUAGACAGAAUGAUUAAAAGAAGAAAAAAAAAAGAUGUUUUGACCUCCUCGCAGUACUCUUUAUUUUAUCAAGAGUGGACUGCAUUCUUUUAGCUAUUUUUUUAAAAAAGCGCUACUGUAUUACAAAACAGCCAAAAACAAACAAAAAAAAAAACAUAAAAAAAAAGAGAGAUUCAUGUAGGACGUAAAGCUUAUAGCAUCACUAUUUUUUUGGGGCUGCACUUUUACAGUCCCUCAGAUUUCAUUAAACCUGAACCUAAAACAUACUCAUUCUGUAGCUUUAACCGAUCCAAACGCUCGUAAAGAGUCUCGUAACCACCGUGGUGUGAAACAAGAGCACUUUCCUGUAACCUUAAAAAAAAGAAAGAAAAAAAAAACAUUUAUUCUUUCAAUGUGGAUUAUUCAUGUACUGGGUUGUUUGAUAAACAUUUCAGCUUCAGAUGUGUGUAAAGCACGCUGCAGUGGUGGUUAUGUUGUGUGCACAUUGUGUUUUGGCCUUUAUCGUAUUAACUAGAACACGUAUUGCUUUAAUUGCCGUAUUUUUUCCGCUUUUGUAUCUUCCUGAUAUUCGUUUAUGGGCUCGUACAAAAAAACGUCCAAGCCAAAUGAGCGACACGGAAAUACCGUCAAGCGGUUUCGUUCCCGCAGCGAGUUAUUUUAGUUUUCCUUCCCAUUUGAACCAAACACUGUAAAUACUCAUCAGCAAAUCAAUCCCCAAAAGUCAGAUACAACUGUGAAAGAAAUGCAAAAAAACAAAACCAAAAAAAAAAAACAGCUACGAUGAGUAGAUAGGUGAGACAGAUGAUGUCAUAACCUUGCUUUGGGUGCUUUGCCUGUAGAAGGAAAAGAUGAAGCAAGUGUUAAAGCAUAUAGAUCUUAUUUUUUCAUUAAUUACAGUUUAAUAGUGGGUUUAGAAAGCCCCAGACACUAGUGCAAUAGUUCUCCUUAGCAUUACACUUUAAUGCCAGCUAAGACGCAUGAAAGGUGUAAAAUCAGUGUACUUUUUUCAUUUAUUUUUCUCCCCUCCGCUGCUCAACCAGAGACGCAUCACGCAACACCAACUCCGCUGCUGUUCGUCCUGUAAACAGGUAGUGCCUCAGAUUUGGCCAUGCCAGCCAGAUUCCUCUGUGAAAAAUGUUAGAUUUUACAGUCAGAGUUGUCUAAUGGGGGAAGAAGAAGAAGAAGAAGAAAUCGCUGCUUGGAUUGUAUGUGAAAUGUGAAUGUUUAUGGUAGCAAUGUAUAGACUAAAAUUACAGAAAUACACUAAAACUCAAUGGCACAGCUGAUAUCCUGAAAUCUAAGCUUUCUCUCUCUCACACACACACACACACACACACACACACACACACACACACACACACACACACACACACACACACACACACACACACACAAAGCCCUUCUUUGAAAAGAAGAGUUUGAAUCAGUAAAAAACAUUAUAUAAAUUUUUUUUUCACCAAAUCAGGGAUAUUAACGAUCCUUUGUUAUGGAUUCCUCUAAAAAAAUGUGAAAAUGCAGUAACUGAAGGAAACUUUGACGCGACGAGGAUGUUAUGGAAAUUCUCAUGAACUUGUUCAGACUUUUUCUGCGACUCUGUACCGGAAACCAAACCCAACUCUCCUGCUCACUGUUUUAAAUCUUGCGGCUUAUAUUUCAUUUUAGUGAAGUGUAUCAAUCGGUCAACGUGCCCGUCGACAUCUGGGUGAUUUUCGUUUUGUUCACAAAAUGCCUUAAGAUAGAUACAUAAAUAAAUAAAUAAAUAUAUAUAUAUAUAUAUGAGAGAGAGAACAUCUCUCCUUCCCUGCCCCAGAGGCCAAAUUUCAAUGGUUAUUACAAACUAUGGUACAAUUUGACAGUAAUCUGAAGUGGAGUCAGAUGUCCUCAGGGACAAAAAUAAAAGUACUGAUUGUCAAGACACAAAAUGAAAAGGUAUUACACUUGUUAAGCUAUGAUCAGGAAUAAUAAAAAAUAUAUGUUUUGCA